Messenger RNA from Vitrella brassicaformis, 3104 nucleotides. NCBI's taxonomy places the organism in Eukaryota, Vitrellaceae. The record is from the annotation of a GenBank genome assembly.
GCCCCUCUCUCUCUGUGUGUACCUGCAUGAACAAGCGUGUUGUGUACAGAGGACUUUCGUGUGCACCAUGCAUCGAUGGAUUGAGUGUCGACUCUACUUAGUAGCAACCGAUCCGAUCCGAUCCACGCAGUCAGUCAGUCAGGCAUGGCACCACGCAAGCCACCAAUCACCCUAGCUAUCCACUGUACAAGCAGUACAAGCACAUGACGAUAUGCACUGCACGCGUCCAUCAAUCAGCCAUCAUGAAUGCAUCACCUGAAUAUGAGGAGGGCAAGGAAGGAACUUCCCUCUCGCCUCCCUGCACCUCUCUCUCUCUCUCUCUCUCUCUCUCAGCUAUGUAUAGCUACCUCUACGUGAGGCUACAUCCACCAUCAGCAGUCUCCAACAACCUCACUCGAGGAAUGACUUGAGUAGCUUCUCGUCGCUCGGAUCGGCAAACGGGCCUGCAUGACCCAAACACACAUAAUAACAAUGCCAGAGAACAGGAUGUGUGCGAGGUGUUGGCGCACCGGGUUCGAAGUUCUUGAUGGUGAGUGUGAUGACCUCGUCGAUGCCCUCACUCUUCUGUCAUGCGAACCAAUACCAUACAAACAAACGCAUACACACACACACACACAUGGCCGAGGGAGGCCACUCGGCCGACCUGUCCACUCCUUCGUCUCUCACUCACCUGCGGCACCUCGCGGUUCUUGUAGAAGGAAUGCAGCACCUUUGAUAUAUACACACACACACACACACAGACACACAGGGGGAGAGAUACGAGUACGGGCGGGCGCAAGUGGUGUGGCGGCGUGGCAUGGCAGGGCAUACCAUGGGGGGGAUCUUCUUUUUGUGUUCGCGCACACGCGGGUUGAGCUCGCGGUAGGCGUUGAGGUGAAAGCACAAGUCCUUCGGCACGUCCAUGUACACGGCACGCACCUUAGCUGACAAACACACACACACACACACACACGCAGACACCGGUAAGCGCGCCAUUUGCUCCUCUCUCCCCUUUUGCCCCCGUCCAUUCCGUUGACCUUUGUAUUGUUUGGCGAGGUCUAUGUAGGCCUUUCUGGUGCUCUUGUCCUUAUUCUGGUUGUCAAUGACGGCCGACUGCCCCGCCGCCAACGCCGUCUUGCACUCCUUGACACACUUGUUCUUGUCCUUCAACGUGUCCUGCACACACACAUCCAUCCAUCCAUCCAACACAACACAGCAUAGCAUAGCACGGUGGGUGGGAGUUGUCACCUACCUGGUUGACGUGCUUGUAUGUCGGGAACAGCUUGCGACUGCGCAGAGCAGGGGAGACAGAUGCAUCAUUGUGUGGGGUAUGAAUGGCUUGGUUACACUAGGGAGCUCUUGCCGCUGCCCGGCGCGCCAACCAGGAUCACCACUGCAGUGCACACGCACCUACAACGCCAUGAGUUUCCAAGCCGCUCGUCCACACACGCACAGACCCACCUACCCUCGGUGUCCUCCACCUUCUUGAUCACCGUCGAAGGAGGCACCAAGCCUGCACACACAGGGAGAGAUGGUGCACUGCAGCGGUUGACGGACGGGCUCAUGUCAUGCGCCUCUGGCCUCUCUGCCUAUGCGUGUGUCUGACCCGCCCCACCCUGUCCAAGUGUGCGGGGAUCGAAGUCAAACGUAGUCGGGAAGUUGGAGUUCUGACCUGCACGCAACCAGCCAGCCAGCCAGCCAGCCACAGACACGGCAAACAAAUGGUAUCUAUCCACCUCGAGGGCCGUAUGGUACGGUACGUACCCAGGAAGGCCUCUUCGGGUGUGAGGAAGCGUAUGCCGAGGUUGAGGGCAAACUUGUGAUCCGAGCUGCUGAAGUCCUUCUUGCGACCACCGCUCGCAGGGCGGCCAGCCGCAUCACCUGCACCCACCACACCAUCCACCACAACCACCGCUGUGCUCUCUGUGUGUGCGCAUGGGUGAUUUGGUCUCAUACCGACGAACUUGGACUGUUUGCGGUCGAUUUUGACGCCGUCGUUGUGCUCGCUCUCCAUCAAAUCCCACGAUCCAGUGCCUGACCAAUACACACACACACACACACAAGUGGAUGGUGGACGAAGAGCGUGAUAUGUGGCUGUCAGGCGGCCUGACGCACAUGGCUUCCGGUAGAUAUCGUCACGCGUGCUGCCAGUCAGCCAGUCAACACACACAUACACACACGACGUCGCAAGGUGGGUGUGAGAACGUGUGUGCGUGUGCGUGUGCGUGGGGUGUGGUCUUUCAACUUACGCGAGGUAGACGAGCAUGGGGACGGCGAGUGCGGCCUGGACGGCAUCGAGUUUCUUCUGCAGGUCCUCUAGCUUCUGCUUGCCCGUCGACACGCCCUUCUGGUUGCUGAACACCACUACCUUGAACCUUAUAACCACACACACACACACACAGAAAUCCAAUGAAGACGUGUCUGCUUUGCGCGUAGGCCCAACGAACCCGUCGUUGACGUGUUUCUUGAGUACGGUCCUGCAGGAACCGCCGUAGAGCAGCCGCCAGUCGUUGGCAUCUUUCGGCCACUUGGCGCCGCUCUUGGGGGCGAUGAGGGUGCCGUCGAGGUCCAGCCCCAACACCUUGUCCGACGCCGGGCUGUCAUAGUCCUUCCAAUACACACUACCGCGCUGCUCCAUCGACACACACAGACGCACAGAGCAGGCAGACGGAUCAAGGUCUUAGUGCAGUGCAGAAGGUGUCGCGUGUGUGUGAGGGGUGUGUGUGGUGUGUGUGUUUGUGUUUGUAUCUCACCGACUGCCAGACGGCGUUGGGUUUGGUUCUCUUGGCCUCCGGGCAGUCGUCCGGGCCGUCCUCUGCCGCAUGCUUGCUGCUCAUGAUCAACAACGACAACAACCGCACAACCCUGUAGACGCAACAGCAACAAACGAGAUCUGACCUUUGCGGCAUCAGCCGUUGUUUGCCCACCUUCUUGGUUUGGAUGCACGACUGGCGUGCUUCAGCAGAUGCGAGUGUGCUGCAAAACCACGCGCAAGGCCGCCUGCCGUGGACCACUCAACGCAUCCGACAAAGCCGAUGGCCGAUGCCUCGCAACCACAGAUUUGCAAAGCGCAGGCAAGCGCCGCUAUCGUCAGGCUAUAGACGCUAUCCCACCACAGUUUUCCU